Budorcas taxicolor (takin) is the source of this 870-nucleotide messenger RNA. It is a transcript of the gene CD274, whose product is annotated as CD274 molecule. NCBI's taxonomy places the organism in Eukaryota, Metazoa, Chordata, Mammalia, Artiodactyla, Bovidae. The transcript is spliced from 6 exons. The coding region runs from base 1 to 870 and encodes 289 amino acids. The record is from RefSeq and is a predicted model, not a curated record. Gene Ontology annotation, cellular component: external side of plasma membrane. Gene Ontology annotation, biological process: negative regulation of T cell proliferation; cellular response to lipopolysaccharide; positive regulation of T cell proliferation.
AUGAGGAUAUAUAGUGUCUUAACAUUCAUGGCUUACUGUUGUUUGCUGAAAGCAUUUACUAUCACAGUUCCCAAGGACCUGUAUAUGGUAGAAUAUGGCAGCAAUGUGACGUUGGAAUGCAGAUUUCCAGUAGACCAACAAUUAAACCUGCUUGUGUUAGUUGUUUACUGGGAAAUGGAGGAUAAGAAAAUUAUUCAGUUUGUGAAUGGGAAGGAAGACCUGAACGUUCAGCACAGUAGCUACCAAGGGAGGGCCCAGCUGUUGAAGGACCAGCUCUCCUUGGGAAAGGCUGCACUUCAGAUAACAGAUGUGAAAUUGCAGGAUGCAGGGGUUUACUGUUGCUUGAUCAGCUAUGGCGGUGCCGACUACAAGCGGAUUACUUUGAAAGUCAAUGCUCCAUACCGCAAAAUCUACCACACAAUUUCUGUGGAUCCAGUCACCUCUGAACAUGAACUAACGUGUCAGGCUGAGGGUUACCCUGAAGCUGAUGUCAUCUGGACAAGUAGCGAUCACCAAGUCCUGAGUGGCAAAACCAGCAUCACCAAUUCUAAGAGGGAAGAAAAGCUUUUCAAUGUGACCAGCACACUGAGAAUCAACACAACAGCUGACAAAAUUUUCUACUGCACUUUUCGGAGAUUAGGUCAUGAGGAAAACAACACAGCUGAGUUGGUCAUCCCAGAACCAUAUCCAGAUCCAGCAAAAACGAGGAAUCACUUGGUGAUUCUGGGAGCUCUCUUCUUGUUCCUGCAUGUAACCCUGGCAGUCAUCUUCUGUCUGAAAAGAAAUGUGAGAAAGAUGGAUGUAGAAAAAUGUGGCACCCAAGAUAUGAAUUCAAAGCAACAAAAUGCUACACAUUUUGAGGAGACGUAA